Messenger RNA from Anolis carolinensis (green anole), 5388 nucleotides. It is a transcript of the gene cd8a, whose product is annotated as CD8 subunit alpha. The record is from RefSeq and is a predicted model, not a curated record. Gene Ontology annotation, biological process: T cell mediated immunity; cell surface receptor signaling pathway; cytotoxic T cell differentiation. The transcript has 6 exons. Bases 1111 to 1785 code for a protein of 224 amino acids. Gene Ontology annotation, cellular component: external side of plasma membrane. NCBI's taxonomy places the organism in Eukaryota, Metazoa, Chordata, Lepidosauria, Squamata, Anolidae.
AAGUGAAAACUUAUUUACGUUGAGACAUUCUUAUGUAGAAGUUCUACUGUAUUGCACUCCAAUGUGAAGAGUCAGCUAACUGCUAUGGUUUUAGUAUUGGACUAAGAAUUAGAGUUUGAGCCAUGGUUCAGCCAUGGAAAUCUACUUGAUGACCUUGAGAAAAUUACACUCUCUUAGAAGGCAAUGGCAAACCUCAUCUUAUCAAAUCUUGGUAGGAAACCCUUAGGAUAGAGUUGCUAUUGACUUGAAAUAUAACCACAGUGGCUACAUGUAACUUGUGCCACUGAACAACUUGUGCUUGGCUGAAAAUGGUAGAAAUUGAUAAUAAAGGAAAUAAGAAGAAAGCAGAAGAAAACAGAAAAAAAAACUUUUGCCAAUUUUAGGAACUAUUGUCCUUUGUGGCCGACAAGAAAUGGCUUAAAAAGGGAGCAAUGAUUCAGGACUGAUUACCUGUGAAAAACCUAUGCAAAUAGUGAUAAUUUCAGGGUCUUGUUGAGAUCUUGUGCCAGAUCAGGAGAAACUGGCCUGAAAAGACAUCUUGGAGUGGGGGAGGGUGGAGUUUCAACCCAUCCCAAAACAUUUUGUGGCUACAAGCCUGUUAGCUUCUACUCUUCUUGGACACCUACAAACACUUACAGACCACUUCAUAGUUGUCUCUUUGACUAAGCAGCUGCGGAUCUGUUCCUGCAUUUGCUGAGCCCUCCCUACUCUACCAGUUUGCUGGUUCCUUUCCUCCGGGGUCAGAUAAUAUAUGUGCCUUGCAGAAGAAGGAUGCUUUUUCUUUCUUUAUGUGCUGCCUGAUCUCCUAGGAAGAAUGCAAGAUAAAGCAACCUCAUACUUGUAAUAUUUGUUUAGACAUCAUAAUUUAAAGCUUGAUCACUGGAAGACUGAGAAACAAUAACUGGGAAUAAAGUCUGGACACAAAGGACUUUUUCAUGGUUGCUCUUGUUCCAUUCUUUUCUGCUUCAAAGAACACCCCACUUCUAUUAGAGGGCCAACUGACAUCAUAUCCUUUGCAGAAAGAAGGUUCCGCUACAUUAACCAUCAGACAAACCUUCCACCUGCGCCUUCUCAGAAGACGGUCCCCCCUUGUCCCCCAAAAAGGAGGAAAUGGCCAGAAAAUCUUCUAUUUUUUGUCUUCUGGGACUCAUGCUAUGCUGCUGCAAGUCCCAAAGUGACAGUAUCAAAGCCAAGAUGAUCACCUCACCCCAAGCGUUUGGAAGCAGUGUAGAAUUCAAGUGCGAAACCAGCAAGGCAGAUAAUGGGAUGUAUUGGAUGUCUCAGCGAAGAAACAGCACCAUGCAAUUCAUUUUAUAUAUCUCUACAAGGGGCUCCAUCAGGCCAGACCCCAUCGUUGGCUAUAGUGCAAGAAAAGAUGGCAACAACUAUCACUUAACUGUUAAGAGUUUCCAGAAGGACAAUCAGGGCAUAUAUUAUUGUGUCAAUCUCCAGAAUCAGAACCUGAUCUUCAGUCCAGGCCUCCCGGUCUACCUGCCAGAGACAACUACUCAGCCUCCCACCAUCCCACACCAGAUUUCAACUACAACCAAAAGGCAGACAAAGGACAAACCCAUGGAGUGUCCAAAUCUAAGAGACUCUGAUGAGGAUUCAAAGACAAUGUUCUCCUGUGAGAUCUACAUCUGGGUUCCUUUAGUUGGCAGCUGUUUCAUUCUGUCAAUAAGCUUGGUGAUCACCAUAGUGUGCUGUGGUCGCAGAAGAAGGCGGCGAUGCAAAUGUAAAAGGCUUAUGAAUGGAGCCAAAGGAGCCCACCCUUUGCCACACUAGAGUACAGAACAAAUUGGAGCCUUCUAACUCAUUUGCCUCUCAUUGUAUCUCAUUCUCCCACUUUACAAGCAGAGACACUUAGAGGAUUGUAAUUAUUCUGUACUUGCAUAGAAAAUAAGGAAUCCUUAGCCCUCUCCACUCUUUCCCUCAACAUCAAACUGUGGAAAAUGUAUCUCUUCCUGCAUAUUGUAUUUCCUCUGCAAUUUACUCUCCUGCAUAAUUGCACCAGAAACUAACUACAGUCAGUCCACCUAAUUUGUAAUAAUAUAUAAUAAUAAUACUUUCUUUAUAGCCCACUCUAUCUCCCCAAGGGGACUCAGGGUGGCUUCCAGCAACAUCAAACACAGUGGCAAACAUUCAAUGCCAAUAGUAACAUAUAACAAAGACAGACUCAAUAAAAUUAAAGUAACAAGUUAAAAUAAACAACAUAAUACACCUCAAACUUUACACGUAAUAAAUUCUUAAAAGCACUUUAAAUUUUUAACUAAAAUAAUUAUUUGAGCUAAGACGGUAUACUGGUUCCAAAUGAAGGUGGGCGUCCAACAAUUUGGCAGAGGUAUAUAGCAAGAUGGAAUUAAUCCUCCUCCUCUCCAUACGCUAAAGUACAUAAGUGAGUUUUUAAGAGCUUUUUGAAGGAGAGGAGGGAGGAGGCAAUUUUUAAUUAUUUAGGGAGGGAAUCCAGAGGCAAGGAGCAACCACAGAGAAGUCCCCUUCUCUCGUUCCCACCAACUGUGCUUGAGACGGGUGGUGGGACCGAGAGCAGGGCCUCCUCCGCUAAUCGCAGUGGUCAUGGUAGUCUAUAUACGGAGAUGUGGUUUUUCAAAUAGUCUGUGCCUGAACUGUUUAGGUCUCUAUAGGUAAUGACCAGCACAUGGUAUUUAGCCUGGAAGCAGACCAGCAGCCAGUGGAGCUGCCGUAACAGUGGAGUUGUCCACUCCCUGUAUGGCACUCCAGUUAGUAACCAGGCUGUCGAUCUUUGUGCCAGUUGUAGCUUACAAACAAUCUUCAAAAGCAACCCCACAUAGAGAGCAUUUUGCAGUAGUCCAGACAGGAUAUAACUAAGGUGUGGACUAUUAUAGCCAGAUCCAGCAUCUCAAGGUAUGGGUGCAGCUGGUGCACGUCCAACAAAGGCAUUAACCCCCAGUCCACCUUGCAACUGACCAGGAGUACCUCUGUUUUGUCUGGAUUUACCGUAUAUACUCGAGUAUAAGCCAACCCGUAUAUAAGACGAGGCACCUAAUUUUACAAAAAACUGGGAUAACCAUUGACCCAAGUAUAAGCCGAGGGUGGGAAAUGAAGCAGCUACUGGUAAAUUUCAAAAUAAAAAUAGAUACCAAUAAAAUUACAUUAAUCUAGGCAUCAAUCAUUUAUAUAUAUGGAUACAGAUAUACAGGUACAUGGAUCUAUUUGUAUAUAGGAUUUGCAAAGACCUGCAAACACAUAUGAGGGAAAAAUUCAUAUAUACAAUUAAUGUAUAUUGAUAGUUAGAGAUAUAUAAGUACAUAGGGACUGCAAAUGCAUGCAGGGGGUUAAUGCCUAUGUAUCUGUAGGAGAGAUUAACAAAUAUUUCAGGGGGAAAUGCUUUUAUAAGAUUAAUGGGUUUUUUUUUCUUCCUGACUUGCAAGGGCUUUUUUCCCUUUUCAAAACAUUCCCUGGGUAAAGAGCGAGGGAGGCUUUGGAAAACACACUGAUAAGGGGGGUAAGAGGGAAAUAUAUCAUAUAUUGCAAGCAAUGGACUCCAGGUUCUGUUGCCUGGCCUUGACCCCAUUAUAAGCCGAGGGAGGCUAUUUCAGCUCAAAAAAGGGCUGAAAAACUAGGCUUAUAUUCGAGUAUAUAUGGUACUUUCAAUUUAUUAGUCCUCAUCCAGUCCAUUACCAAUGAAAGGCACUGGUUUAGGGGCAGGAGGCAUUCUUGGCAUUUGGUGGAAAGGAGUAAUAGAAUUGGGUGUCGUCCACAUAAAUUUGACACCGAACUCCAAACUCCAGAUGAUCUCUCCCAGCAGUUUCAUGUAAAUGUUAAACAGCAUGGGGAACAAGAUUGAAUCCUGAGGAACCCCACAAGCCACAGGCCAGGGAAUCAAACAGGAGUCCAAAAGCACCACCAUCUCCAAGAAGGACCAGAGCCACUGUAAAACUGUCUCUAAGCCCCAUCCUGGAGAGCUGGCCCAGAAUGAUACCAUGGUUGAUGGUAUCGAAAGCCACUGUGAGGUCCAGGAGGACCAGUAGGGACACUCCCUGUCUAGUUCUCUUCAUAGAUCAUCCAACAAGGCGACCAACACUGUCUCUGUCCUGUAGCCAGGCCUGAAAUCAGAUUGAAAUUGAUCCAGAAAAUUGCUAUCAUCCAAGAACUCUGGAGUUGUAAGCCUGACUCUUGUAAAUUUUAUUAAAAAUGUCCUCUCUAGGAAUCCCUAUAUGUAAUUCUAUAGUCGACUUCCAGCAGAUGUUGACCAUAGACUUGUGCUGGAACACCUAGAAAUUCCUUGAGUUGUGUGAUCUUAGAUUUUUAAAAAUACUAUUUUUAUUUGUGCUUUUCACGUUCAUGGAGCUCCUGUGCCCUUGACACCAGCCAAUGUGGAGCUCUGACUGUAGAACAGUUUCCUCUUUUUCUUUUCUUUUUUAAUGUAAGAUUGUUGAUUAAAGAAAGCUGUACAUUAGUUGACAUUAUAUAGCAAAGAACGAGUGCACUGCCAUUUGCUAUCCUUUUACAUAUUUGUAUUUGCAUUUUAGAGUUUCCCUCGCCUUUAACUUCUAGCAGUCUUUGCUUUGAAGGGGUGUUUGUAUGUAUACACUAAUAAAAUGUUGAAGCUGUACCCCCAAAUUCUUUAGGAACCACAUAUGGAGAGUGAUGGACUAUAAAAAGAUAUCGGAAAACAGGAACUCUUCCUGGUCAGUUAUUCAGAUCAACACAUUAAAACAUGUGUUGUUUCUUUUUCUUAUUUUAUCUAUCAAGGAUUACUAUAUCAUCUACAUUACAAAGCCAUGCGUGCUUUUAAUAUUUAGAAAGUUUUCAGCAUUCUAGUACUAUAAAUCCUGAGAAUUCUAUUUAAGAUAGAUUUUUUUUUCUUAUAGAACACAUUUUACAUGAGAAAUGCUCCAUAUGAAAAUUGAAUUAUGCACAGCUGUAUUUACACAAAGGCCAUCUGAAUUUUAUCCUUUUGGCAGUUUAGCAACAUAAAUCUUCAAGUUUUUAUUCUUGCAGGAAGUAAUGAAAAGUUACAAUAUUUUUCCCCUUACUACAGCAGAACAAAAUUCCUUUUCAGUCUUCUCCCUGUUUGAAUGUCCUCGGGUGUUGCAAAGGAACUAUGUGAGUUUUUGUACAAAACAGUGGGUUUCUUUGGGGGGGGGGGUUUGCAUAAAAAUAGUUUCUAUACAGAAAACAGAUUUUUGCAUAAAUAAAUAAUGUUUUUCUAUACAAAAUAAUUCGUCCAUAGAGAUUUUGAAUGUUCACAUAUGGGGAGAAGAUUUAUUAUUCUCCCAAGUUUAUUAUUCUUCCUGAUGGGCUUUCCUGUCAAGAACCCUGUUUUUUUUUUUUUUUAAACUUGGAACAAACAUUAAUAAAAAUUACUUCCAUGCUUAACUGAGAUUACAUGAAGGUUUUAAUGAU